CAGUGAUCAGUAACGAUGUGAUGAAGUGUCAGAAGAAAGCUAAUAAUCGUCGAGAAAUUAACUAUCGAUUAAUUGUUUGGCGCCAAAAACUGCUGCGAUAAUUAAUAUCAGACUACUUUUUCCAUGGCAACAAUAGCAGUUUAGCAGAACCAGUAACGAGUAAUAAACACGUGUUUCUACUUUCCAGUAAAAAGUGUUUCGUCCAAGUUUGUGUGUGAAACGAAGUUUACGCUUUCUUGAUUGAUGAACGUGGUUCUUGGUAGUUAUCGACUUAUUGAAAACGCAGCAGCAGAAUCAGUUCAAAAGGUUCCAGUCCCACUAAAAAGCUUGUAGCCAUGUCACAUCAUCCACAGCUGUAUGUUGAAUUGAGAGACCAUUCAGGCAAGACACAAGUCAUCUCACCUGAAUGCAUUCAAUCUGUGAAGAAAUAUGCCUGCCCACUGUGUCCAGAUGAUAGUUUUCUUUCAUCUGAACAUUUAAAACGUCACUUGUCGAAGAUUCACGAAAAUAACGCCAAAAUCAUUCAAUGCUGGUGUGGAAAUUAUUUUAUGACUAAGGAUGACUUUCAACAACACAAGGAAACAUGUUUACGCUUUAGAUUCAAAUGCACAAUCUGUGCUCGAAGCUUUACUCAACGAGUUAAUCUCAAGCGUCACCGAAAUGGGGCCCAUUUUGAUUUAAAGAAAUUUAAGUGCGAUGUUUGUCUAUUCGCCACUCAUCGAAAAGACAGUCUAGCACGUCAUAUGACAAGUACUAAACAUAAAUUACAAUAUUCCUCGUCGAUCAUUCAAUCGAGCCAUCAAGACCGACCAUCUCCAGAAGAUAAUAGUUUUAUUUGUGCGUCUCCAAAAGAACUAACUGCUGAAACUUAUUCGAGUCGUAGCUUCCAAUUUAUGGCCUCUAAUCCAGAAGAUCUUGAAUUCUCCGAUGCCGAAAAUCUUAGCAACAAUAUUUUAAACGUGGCCAACUUGCACAGUGUUUCAAGUUCCACUUACAACAAGCAAAUGACUCUUCCACCGCUGAAGAAAACCAGAUUUGUUGUUUUGUCUGGCACUCCUCAAAUAAAUCUCAAUACUUCCAAGUUAUCUCAGGUGAUUGCAAAACCGUUGUCUGUGGAAGCGGACGAAAACGUAAGCAAAGAAGUCUCUCCCAUUGGCAGAGCUAACGAUAUUGCGAUGCACAGUAACUGCUUGCUUCCUCCAAUGAGCAGCACUCACAAAAUCCAAACUGAUUUAUCGUCCUCUUCUGACAAGAAUUCCUUGGCUAAUGCGACAUCCAACAAACAGCGUUCCAUGAAAAACUUCCAACUGCAGUUCAACAACAUCGUCCAUGAGGUAACCAUCUGCAAGAUCAGCGAAUCCGAUCGACCUCCGAUUUCUUCUACCGUUCAACGUUCUCAAGAAUUUUUGUCAAGCGGUUUUUGACGACAGCACCAAUUGUAGGAGGCGAAUGAUCGUGCCGCAACCAAAGUGUCGAGAACGUUUUUGAUGUUAGCAGCUGCGAUCGGUGCGUGGAUGAUGGCGAUGACCAAUUAGAUCCAGUUCUCCAAGUAGGCUACUGUUCCUAAUUCUUUGGGAUGUUUUUGUAUUCAUCGUGGGAAACGGCAUGGAGAACGCCCACGGCUUUGUCUAAUCUACACUUGAUGCAUGCUUGAGGUCCGUUUGGCUUUCAGUUGAUGGUGUCACCAUGAAAUCGUCUAGACAACAGCGCUGUAAAAUGGUAUUUAUGUCAGCAUUCACUUCUGAUUCCGUGCUUAUUGAGAAAUGUCUGGAUGACAGGGGGCAAGUCCUCAAUAUCGAAAAGUACAUUAAAAUUGGCGAUGACAGUCGCUUGUUUUGAUUUGGUCCACUUAUCAGUGUAUACUGCUUUCUCUUUCCAGGUUCUUGAAAAUGGUGCUUGAGAGCAACUUUGUAGGGUUGGAUCGUAGCAGAGGACAAAGGAAAAUAGCUCAACACGCGACGAAAGUGAGCGCAGCGAGAUAUAGCUUCGAUCGUAAUGGCUAACUCAAUUAAAGCCCGAAGAAAAGCCUCCCAUUCUCCCAGAGGAACUGGAAUGAAAAUUUAACUACAAGAUUUUAUGCCCGGAAAAUGCUGAGGUAUUUUAGAAGUUGUGUUAUUGAAAAGAAAUUAAAACACCUGAUGGAUUUACCAGAAUCCCAGAAAUCCAUAUUAGAAGGGGCUGUCUUGAUUUCACAGUGGGUCCAAACAGAACAAGAGCACUUAAUUAGUUUAAUUGAGGUUGAAUUAAAACUUGAAGACAUUACAAAAUGUGUAAAGCAACAUUUGGUUGAAAAGUCAGACACAUUUACAGCCAAAGAAAUACUGGAAUGUAUUAACAAAGUUUUGUAUCGUGAAAUGGAAUUCAAAGUCAUGCAGUCUGAUUACUCAUUUGAAUAUUUUUUUAUUGACAAGGUUCUUGAAUCGAGAAUUGGCUUCCCCGUGACUCUUUGUAUUAUCUAUCGAGAGGUAGCCAAACGAAUGGGAAUUUACUGCGAGCCUGUUUUACCCCCCAAAAUUCUCUUGCAUCGUUUUUAUCUUAAGUGGAACGCAAACCCAAAUCUUGCAGGGGACACUGACUGUAAUCAAUUGAUUGACCCAGCAAAUGGCGGUUCUUUGCAUUACUUCCAUCCGACUACGUGUCCAGUCGUUUCAACUAAAGAAUUUUUACAGAGAAUUGUGGAAUAUAUGCGUAGAAUCAGAUUACAAAGUAUUAGGUCUGGAAGAAGAGAAGGUCGAGACAGAACCCACUUCCAAAGGAGACGAAACGAACUGUGCUUUUCUCGAUUGGCCUGUGCCGUUUCUCCUGACCAAACUUCUUCGAUCCUUCUCUAUGCGCACCUCUGCUUGGAUCUUGACGUCCAGCUAGAAGAUGCAGUUCGGCUCCUUCAGCAAGUUGAAACGCUGCACGAUCAUCGACUAAUGGAAAAAUGCAUUCAGAAAUUAAACCAGAAAAAUUCGCUAGUCACAAAAAAAAAGGUUAUCCACCUUCGAUCAUCAUCCGUUAAAUACGCAGUGGGACUUGUCAUGAUAUACAAAGAUAGCGCUUGUAAGCCACCGUUACUGUGUGUAAUCGACUCCUGGACACACCAUGAUCCAGACAGAAUAUUUUAUAACGUCCUUUUCGACGAUGGGGAUUCUUCCUUCGUUGCUGAAGAUAAUUUAAAACUAAACACUAAUGUGUCGUUCGUCAGCAGCCAUCCGAAUAUCGGGCUUUCUUUUGAACGUUUCAACGGCCGCCGAUACAUCUCCAAUGCUGAGAUGAUGACCCUCUUCCCAGACGAUGAAGCCUUUGCUCUUUCUCUGGUCGGAUAAAAUUAUAUGUAUUAUCGUAUCGCAUUAUGUGAUUGCCUGCCUUUUACUUACAUAAGCCGCUACACAGUGCCAAAUAGUUUCAUCAAAUUUUACGAGAAAUCAAAAAUUAUUUAGGCCAUUCAGGUUGUUUUUCUUAAUUCAACCAAUGUACAGCCUAAAUGUAAAUCAG
Daphnia pulex (common water flea) is the source of this 3480-nucleotide messenger RNA. RefSeq names its product F-box only protein 21-like. The transcript has 12 exons. The coding region runs from base 2088 to 3311 and encodes 407 amino acids. The record is from RefSeq and is a predicted model, not a curated record. Gene Ontology annotation, molecular function: DNA binding; protein binding. NCBI's taxonomy places the organism in Eukaryota, Metazoa, Arthropoda, Branchiopoda, Diplostraca, Daphniidae.